AUGUGCGGGAACCCCCCCGUGUGCGGAGACCCCCUGGGUGCGUGGAGAUCCCUCAGGUGUGAACGGACACGCGUGUGCGGGGACACGGAGGUGCGGGGACCUCCCGCCCGCCAGAACCCCCUGGGUGCGUGGAGAUCCCUCAGGUGUGAACGGACACGCGUGUGCGGGGACACGGAGGUGCGGGGACCUCCCGCCCGCCAGAACCCCCUGGGUGCGUGGAGAUCCCUCAGGUGUGAACGGACACGCGUGUGCGGGGACACGGAGGUGCGGGGACCUCCCGCCCGCCAGAACCCCCUGGGUGCGUGGAGAUCCCUCAGGUGUGAACGGACACGCGUGUGCGGGGACACGGAGGUGCGGGGACCUCCCGCCCGCCAGAACCCCCUGGGGUCACCAGGGACCGUGGUGGCCCUUUGUCCCCGCAACAAGCCCAGGGCCACCAGCCACCCACGGCCGGGGGUCCCCAGCGCGGGGGUCGGGGACGCCGCCCCCCCCGAGGGGCCCGAGUCUGGCAAGGCCAAGGCCGAGUAUCGCAACUACAGGCACCCACUGUCUCUCCAGAGCGCCCAGUACGGGAGCUGCUCCCUGCGGAAGAUGGGGGCCAUGGAGGCGCUGGAGCUGCUGGACCAGCUGGUGGACGAGUCGGACCCCGACGUGGACUUCCCCAACUCCUUCCACGCCUACCAGACGGCCGAGGGCAUCCGCAGGGCGCACCCCGACAAAGACUGGUUCCACCUCGUGGGGCUGCUGCACGACCUGGGGAAGGUGCUGGCGCUGUUCGGGGAGCCCCAGUGGGCCGUGGUGGGGGACACCUUCCCGGUGGGCUGCAAGGUGCAGAAGUCCGUGGUCUUCGGGGACACCACCUUCCGUGACAACCCCGACACCAAAGACCCCCUGUACAGCACCGAGUACGGGAUGUACCAGCCCCGCUGCGGCCUGGAGAACGUCCUCAUGUCCUGGGGACACGACGAGUACAUGUACAGAGUCAUGAAGUUCAACCGCUUCACCCUGCCCAAGGAGGCCUUCUACAUGGUGCGGUUCCACUCCUUCUACCCCUGGCACGCGCACGGGGACUACAUGCACCUCUGCUCCGAGGAGGACCUCCGCAUGCUGCCCUGGGUCCGGGAGCUCAACAAGUUCGACCUGUACACCAAGCAGGAGGAGCUGCCUGACGUCCAGCAGCUCCGGGGCUACUACCAGGCCCUCAUCGACAAGUACUGCCCCGGGCAGCUCUGCUGGUGAGAGGGACCCCCCCACUGGGGCAGGACCCCCACACCGGGACCCCCACGCUGCAGCAGGAUCCCCCCACCAGGACUGCUGCACCACAUGGGGACACCAGCACCAGGACACCAGCACUGCACCGGGACCCCCGCAUGGCACCGCGACCCCCCCACUGGACCACAACCACAGCACCGGGACCCCCACCUCAGGAC
This is a messenger RNA of Calidris pugnax (ruff), 1430 nucleotides long. RefSeq names its product myo-inositol oxygenase (gene MIOX). Gene Ontology annotation, cellular component: cytoplasm. Gene Ontology annotation, biological process: inositol catabolic process. The transcript has 10 exons. The record is from RefSeq and is a predicted model, not a curated record. Bases 1 to 1239 code for a protein of 412 amino acids. Lineage: Eukaryota; Metazoa; Chordata; Aves; Charadriiformes; Scolopacidae. Gene Ontology annotation, molecular function: iron ion binding; inositol oxygenase activity.